This is a messenger RNA of Cyclopterus lumpus (lumpfish), 2574 nucleotides long. RefSeq names its product heat shock protein 90, alpha (cytosolic), class A member 1, tandem duplicate 1 (gene hsp90aa1.1). The coding region runs from base 168 to 2339 and encodes 723 amino acids. Gene Ontology annotation, molecular function: disordered domain specific binding; ATP hydrolysis activity; ATP binding. Lineage: Eukaryota; Metazoa; Chordata; Actinopteri; Perciformes; Cyclopteridae. Gene Ontology annotation, cellular component: neuronal cell body; cytosol; nucleus. The record is from RefSeq and is a predicted model, not a curated record. Gene Ontology annotation, biological process: protein folding; protein stabilization; cellular response to heat. The transcript is spliced from 11 exons.
UAGUGGGGUCUGCAUAGAUUCACUUGAACACACCAAAAGAGAGUUACUGCUCACAGGAGGAGCAGCUCAGCACACACUUGGAUCUCUUCAAGAAGAGAAGACAAGCUCAGUGAUACAUUUGAAGACUAUCAUCAAGAGGCAACUGAUCUGAAAAGAUUAUAUUCAAGAUGCCUGCCGCUGGAACUGUCAUGGAGGACGAAGUGGAGACCUUCGCCUUCCAGGCUGAGAUCGCUCAGCUGAUGUCCCUGAUCAUCAACACCUUCUACUCAAACAAAGAGAUCUUCCUCAGGGAGCUCAUCUCCAACUCCUCAGAUGCCUUGGACAAAAUCCGAUAUGAGAGCUUGACAGACCCCAGCAGACUUGAGACCUGCAAGGACCUGAAGAUCGAAAUCAGGCCCGACGAGCUCUCUCGCACCCUGACCAUGGUUGACACGGGCAUCGGCAUGACCAAGGCCGACCUGAUCAACAACCUGGGAACCAUCGCCAAGUCUGGCACCAAGGCCUUCAUGGAGGCUCUGCAGGCCGGAGCCGACAUCUCCAUGAUCGGUCAGUUCGGUGUGGGUUUCUACUCGGCCUACCUCGUGGCCGACAAGGUGACGGUGAUAACCAAGCACAACGAUGACGAGCAGUACAUUUGGCAGUCUGCGGCUGGAGGCUCCUUCACAGUCAAAGUUGACACUGGAGAGCCCAUCGGCAGAGGCACCAAAGUGAUCCUUCACCUCAAAGAAGAUCAGACGGAAUACUGUGAGGAGAAGCGCGUCAAGGAAGUUGUGAAGAAGCACUCUCAGUUCAUUGGCUACCCUAUUACACUUUAUGUGGCGAAAACGAGGGAGAAGGAAGUGGACCUUGAAGAGGGAGAAAAGGAGGAGGAAGUCGAGAAGGAUGCCGCCGAGGACAAGGACAAACCUAAGAUUGAGGACGUGGGCUCCGACGAAGACGAGGACACAAAGGAGAGCAAGAACAAGAGGAAGAAGAAGGUCAAGGAGAAGUACAUCGAUGCCCAGGAGCUGAACAAGACAAAGCCCAUCUGGACCCGUAACCCUGAUGACAUCACCAACGAAGAGUAUGGCGAGUUCUACAAGAGUCUGACCAACGAUUGGGAGGACCACCUUGCUGUCAAGCAUUUCUCAGUGGAGGGCCAGCUGGAGUUCCGUGCCUUGCUCUUCGUACCCAGAAGGGCGUCCUUCGACCUCUUUGAGAACAAGAAAAAGAAGAACAACAUCAAGCUGUACGUGCGCAGGGUCUUCAUCAUGGACAACUGCGAUGAGCUCAUCCCAGAGUACCUCAAUUUCAUCAAGGGUGUGGUGGACUCUGAGGAUCUGCCCCUGAACAUCUCCAGGGAGAUGCUGCAGCAGAGCAAGAUCCUGAAAGUCAUCCGCAAGAACCUGGUCAAGAAGUGCCUGGAACUCUUCACCGAACUGUCCGAGGACAAGGAAAACUACAAGAAGUGCUACGAGCAGUUCUCCAAGAACAUCAAGCUUGGCAUCCAUGAAGACUCUCAGAACAGGAAGAAGCUGUCUGAGAUGCUGCGCUACUUCACCUCGACCUCUGGAGAUGAGGUGGUUUCCCUGAAGGACUAUGUUUCACGCAUGAAGGACAACCAGAAACACAUCUACUACAUCACAGGUGAGACCAAAGACCAGGUGGCCAACUCUGCCUUCGUGGAGCGCCUUCGCAAAGCCGGCCUCGAGGUCAUUUACAUGAUCGAGCCCAUCGACGAGUACUGUGUCCAGCAGCUGAAGGAGUAUGAUGGCAAGAACCUGGUCUCGGUGACCAAGGAAGGCCUGGAGCUGCCCGAGGACGAGGACAACCUGAAGAAGCAGGAGGAGCUCAAAAACAAAUUUGAGAACAUUUGCAAGAUCAUGAAGGACAUCCUGGACAAGAAGAUUGAAAAGGUCACGGUCUCCAACCGCCUGGUCUCUUCCCCCUGCUGCAUCGUCACCAGCACCUACGGCUGGACCGCCAACAUGGAGAGGAUCAUGAAGUCUCAGGCCCUGAGGGACAACUCCACCAUGGGUUACAUGACGGCCAAGAAGCACCUCGAGAUCAACCCUCUGCAUCCGAUCGUUGAGACCUUGAGGGUGAAGGCGGAGGCCGACAAGAACGACAAGGCCGUGAAAGACCUGGUCAUCCUUCUGUUCGAGACCGCCCUGCUCUCUUCAGGAUUCACUCUGGAGGACCCACAGACGCAUGCCAACCGCAUCUACAGAAUGAUCAAGCUGGGUCUUGGCGUCGACGAUGACGAUUCUACAGUCGAGGACCUCACUCACCCUGCCGAGGAAGAUAUGCCAGUCUUGGAAGGAGACGAGGACACAUCAAGAAUGGAGGAAGUUGACUAAAAAUACUGAAUGACUCUUUCCUGCUUUCUUGUUUUUGUAAUUGUGUUACUUCUUCAAAUAGACAUGUCACUCUGACACAACUACCCUUAGUCAAUACAGCUUAUUUAAUGGUAUAAAUGUCGGCCACGGUGUGGCUUUGUCUAUCAAGCUGCUCAUCUACAACUACUGACAACCAUUAAGAGUAAUAUAAAGUCACUGAAUUUGACUUGAUGUCUCUUUUUGUAAUAACUACAUU